AUGGUGCAACAUGACUUGCUUCUCACGAAACAAGGGCCACUCGCUCGCGCAUGGAUUGCUGCGCAUUGGGAGCGUAGGCUGAGCAAGGCACAGUUCCUCCAUGCCAGCAUCCCUGAUGGCGUCGAAUCCCUCGUCGAGCAUGACCCGCCUGUGGCGCUCCGACUCUGCGGGCAGCUCCUUGUCGGCAUUGUGCGUCUGUACGCACGCAAAUCCAAGUACCUUGAAGACGACUGCAACGAUGUACUUGCGCGCAUCCAAAUGGCGUUCUCGAAUGGGGGUGCGCUAGUCGAUAUGGCGCACGAACAGCUCACGCUUUCGCGCGCUGCGAUUACCUUGCCCGACGUCUACACGGCCGUAGAUUUGCUCAUGCCCGAGCCCGGCGCGGGUGCGUGGGACAGCAUGCGCGCGCAUCACCGUCACCUGGCGAACGAUGCGGAUAUUACGCUGCCGGAUGCACAAUUCGUGCAGAACGAUAUACCUGCAAGCGACGACGCGCUCCUUUCAGAGCAGCUCGCCGACUACGACACAACGACGGGCUUUGAUUUGGGCCUUGAAGAGGCCGAGGCGCCCGCGCCGAAACGCGCGCGUGAAUGGCGGCCAAGCAGCCGCCCUCGCCGCAGCACGGCACAUACCCUCCCAGACGUGCGCGCCGAACCCGACAUGGAUGCCGACGAAUCGUACGAAAGUGUUGGCGUAGCGCGUGAUGCUGGCCCCUCGCUCGAAUCUGCUGCGGAUCGUGUGCGCGCGCUGCUGGGCGAUGUAGACGCCUCGAUGGAUCUCUCGGCGGACUCGACCGGCUACGACACAUUUCACCCUGAGCACUCGUCGCUCGCGUUGGACGCAUCGACUCCCCCGCGUGAGCGCCCAAGCUCGCCGGUGAUGCCACGCGACGUUACAUUCGACGAGACGAUUCCCGCCCAGCAUCCGCUCUCUCCUCGAACAGCUGCAAUGCUGCGCACCGCUGCACAGCACCGCGCCGAGACACAGCCCAAAGGCUCGCGCAAGCGGCCUGUGCAAGAUAAUGGACGCCUGUACCUAGCCCCGGCGCGUGCAAAUGCAGCGACCAUGACCGAGCGCCCACAUGAGCUCCAGUACCUCGCGGCGUCGCGCACUACGCUGGCGCUUUUGCAUGCGUGCAAAAGCACGCGCAAUGUUGGACAAACACUUGUGUGUAUCUACGGCGCGGUCGCCCACGACCUGGGCGCGCUGCUUGGCUCGGACAAGCCUGUACGCGCCACGCCGUUUCAGCCCGACUCGAAACAGCACUGGCUCCGCGAGAUUCACGAGCAAAGCGCACGGUUGAACGUGGACGAGGAAGCGUUUCCUUUGGAGGUUGGGCGCCGCGCGCCGUCUGCGCCGUGGCUUGCUGACGAUGCGCGAUUUGCAGACGUGAGCAACGAUACCGUGCACAGCGCAAAUACCUCGAUGGGGGAAAAGAGUAUGCCGGAGCUGUCCAUGGAGCUCCCGGAGCUCCCGGCGCUCGAUCCGCUGAACACUGCGCCUGUGCCGAUGGACGAGGAUGGGCCGCGCCGCUCGUCGCGCCACCGUGCAGAGCACGCCGAGGUCCAGCACCUGCCCGAGGUACGGCUCGGAACGCCCGACUUGGAGGACAGCGCCGAGAUUCAUGUACCCGUCCCAGACGACCACCCGCUUUUGUCGUUUGAGCGCCGCGCGCAGGAGUCCAAAGGGCCGACGACCGAACUUGAUGUAAGUACGCGCCGCGCGAUGCACAUUCUGCGCACAAAAAUAGGCGACUCGGACGCUACGAUCGACUUUGCGGCGCUUGCGCCGCAAGCCUCGCGCCGUGCCGCAGCGGGCUUUUUCUUUGAACUGCUUGUGCUUGGUACGCGGAAUAGCAUCCAGCUCGAACAGGCCGCGCCGUACGCUGCUAUUCGUAUCCAAGCCAAGCCCGCGCUGUGGGCAUGA
Messenger RNA from Malassezia vespertilionis, 1926 nucleotides. It is a transcript of the gene MCD1, whose product is annotated as sister chromatid cohesion protein 1. The transcript has a single exon. The record is from RefSeq and is a predicted model, not a curated record. The coding region runs from base 1 to 1926 and encodes 641 amino acids. Gene Ontology annotation, cellular component: synaptonemal complex; cohesin complex. Gene Ontology annotation, molecular function: chromatin binding; protein binding. Lineage: Eukaryota; Fungi; Basidiomycota; Malasseziomycetes; Malasseziales; Malasseziaceae. Gene Ontology annotation, biological process: mitotic sister chromatid cohesion; replication-born double-strand break repair via sister chromatid exchange; synaptonemal complex assembly.